Messenger RNA from Canis lupus familiaris (dog), 2520 nucleotides. It is a transcript of the gene COPS7A, whose product is annotated as COP9 signalosome subunit 7A. NCBI's taxonomy places the organism in Eukaryota, Metazoa, Chordata, Mammalia, Carnivora, Canidae. Gene Ontology annotation, cellular component: COP9 signalosome. The record is from RefSeq and is a predicted model, not a curated record. Gene Ontology annotation, biological process: COP9 signalosome assembly. Bases 298 to 1149 code for a protein of 283 amino acids. The transcript is spliced from 8 exons.
CGGAAGUACGAGCCGGAAGCCCGCCAUAGAGUGUAGUGGCCAGAGCGACUCUGCGGGGAGGUGGCAGGAAAGGCUUGGAACAGCUGCCGGAGGUGACGGAGUGGCUGCCCCGCCCGGUGUGCUGGAAGACGAAGCUUCCAGGUAGCGGCCCGCAGAGUCUGACCCAGGGUACGACGGGGCAGUCGGCGUGAGCCCGCGGUCCCUGGGCGGCCUCUUUAAGGGAGGGGGCGGAGCCACGUGGAAGGAUCGUGAGGCUCCAGAUAUCCUGAGCCCAGGCCCUCCCAGCUCAGUGCAGCCAUGAGUGCCGAGGUGAAGGUGACAGGGCAGAACCAGGAGCAAUUUCUGCUCUUGGCCAAGUCGGCCAAGGGGGCAGCGCUGGCCACACUCAUCCACCAGGUGCUGGAGGCUCCUGGUGUCUACGUGUUUGGGGAACUGCUGGAUAUGCCUAAUGUUAGAGAGCUAGCUGAGAGUGAUUUCGCUUCCACAUUCCGGCUACUCACUGUGUUCGCCUAUGGGACAUAUGCUGAUUACUUAGCUGAAGCCCGGAAUCUUCCCCCACUCACAGAGGCUCAGAAGAAUAAGCUUCGCCACCUAUCAGUUGUCACCUUGGCUGCUAAAGUCAAGCCUGACCUCCUUGGGCCCCAGUGUAUCCCAUACGCAGUGUUGCUGGAGGCCCUUGCCCUGCGUAAUGUGCGGCAGCUGGAAGACCUCGUCAUUGAGGCGGUGUACGCCGAUGUGCUCCGCGGCUCUCUGGACCAGCGCAACCAGCGGCUGGAGGUUGACUACAGCAUCGGGCGGGACAUCCAGCGCCAGGACCUCAGUGCCAUCACUCGGACCUUGCAGGAAUGGUGUGUGGGCUGUGAGGUGGUGCUGUCAGGCAUUGAGGAGCAGGUGAGCCGUGCCAACCAGCACAAAGAACAGCAGCUUGGCCUGAAGCAGCAGAUCGAGAGUGAGGUCGCCAAUCUGAAAAAAACCAUUAAAGUUACAACAGCCGCAGCUGCCGCGGCUACAUCUCAGGACCCUGAGCAGCACCUGACUGAGCUGAGGGAACCUGCCCCUGGCACCAACCAGCGCCAGCCCAGCAAGAAAGCCUCAAAGGGCAAGGGCCCCAGGCGGUACCAUGGUGGUGUAGGUACAGCAGCAAAAUGACAGCAGUAGUGGCUGGGCAGGCACUGAAAACUGGAGGAGGAGGAUUCCCUUACUACAGGACCUGUGGUCCCAAAAGUGUGAGGCCAAUCUCUUUGCUUUUUUUCUUUGUUCUGUUGAUGUUUAGCUCAGACACAUAAUGGGAAAUACUCAGCAGAGUAGAGAAACUAAAGCCCCCCCCCCCCUCUUUUGCCAGAGGAUUGGGAAAGGAAGACCCAGAGAAUCAAAGUGUCAGGACGAUCACAGAGAGGAGGGAAACUGAGAGUCCUGUAGAGUUGUGUGUGAACUCCUGGGCUCACUGCAAAGCUGCACAAGCAUGCAUCUGACCUUAAGCAUCCUACCAAAGCUUUAUGAAUUGAGCUACAAUGUGGACCACUAUCCAGGUCUGAUUAAUCAUUGGGCAGCACACAUUCAGGAUUGAUUUAAAUGGCAUCACAAACUGAAAGUUAAACUCACAUUGGAACCACAAGGCAAAGAAGAUAAAUUAUUGCCUGAACCAAACUGGUCAAUCGUGUGCUAAAAUGAAAAACAUUCCCAUUAGGAUUUUAGUAAGAUCCAGAGUCUUAAACAAUAUUCAAAGUAUCCAGAAUUCAAUCUAAAAUUACUCAGCAUACAAAGAACUCUCCAGGGAAAAGACAACCAACCCCAAGACAGAGAUGUUGGAAUUUAAAGCAAAGACUUCAAAGCAGUUAGUAUAACUAUACUGGAAGAAGAAAGAGAGGAGGCUUUUGAAACAAAUGGUAAGAUAGAAAGUUUUAUCAAAGAAAUAGAAGACCUAAGGAAAAGCCUAAUGGAAAUUUUAGAACUGCAAAGUAGGAGUAGCCAAAACAAAAUGUUCACUGGAUAGCAGAAUGGAGAUGACAAAGGAGUGACUUUGAAGAUAGUUAAUAUGUAAGUUAUAACAAACAAAAAAGAUAAAACAGAAUCUCAGAGACCUGUGGGACAAGACCAAAAGAUCUGACAUUUGUGUCAACAGAGUCCCAGAAGGUGCAGAGAAAAAGUAUGAAAUAGGAAAAUUAUUGGCAGUUCUUAUGGCUAAAAUGGUCCCAAAUUUGGCAAAAGCCAAAUACAGAUUCAAGAAGCUUGGUGAAGAGCAAACAAUAUACUCAAAUCUAUGACCAGACACAAUAAAUUGCUGAAAAUUAAAAACAAAAAUAUCCAAAGAACAUCUAGAGAAAAACAACCAAUUUCAUUUAAGGGAACAAUAACUCAGAUUACUGCAGAUUUCUCAUCAAAACUAUGGAAACCAGAGGGAACUGGAAUCACUUAAGGUGCUGAAAGAAAACUGUCAAUUCAAAAUUCUAUAUCCAAUGAAAGCGUCACUCAGAAGUUAAUGUAAAAUAAAGACAGUCUUGGGGAUGCCUGGGUGGCUCA